GCGCUUCCGUGUUUACACCCCGCGGAGAGGCGGCCGCUGGAAUAACACAAGUCAAACGUUCAGCAGCUGGGAGAGUGGCGGCAUAUAGGACACCGACUGAAUGGUAAAAGGGCUUCAAAAUUGACUUUCACAGCGGAAUGUUUACUCGAAGGGGUUAUGGAGACGUCAAGAAAUCUACACAGAAAGUUCUGGACCCAAAGAAGGAUGUUUUAACCCGCUUGAAGCAUCUCCGGUCACUCUUAGAUAUUACUGAAAGACAAGAACUGAAGAGUUUUUUCGAGGCCAACUGCUCGCAGAUUUAUUUUAUCUUCUAUGAAAAUUUUGUUACACUGGAAAGUAACUUGAAACAAAAAGGGAACAAAUCUCAACGGGAGGAGCUGGACUCCAUCCUCUUUAUUUUUGAAAAAAUACUUCAACUGCUACCAGAGAAAAUCAACAGUCGAUGGCAGUUCCACAGUAUAGGUUCUAUUCUAAAGAAACUAUUACACACUGCCAACUCUUUCAAGAUCCGCUGUGAGGGCAUGCGGCUGUUCCUGCUCUGGCUACAGGCUCUGCAGACAAACUGCGCUGAAGAGCAGUUGCUCAUCUUUGCUUGCCUGGUGCCCGGUUUCCCCGCAGUUCUCUCUUCCAGAGGUCCCUGCACACUAGACACCAUCAUCUACAGCCCCUUCUCCAAUCCUCCUGAUGCCAAGAUCGUACCCGAGGAGAUUACCCCUCUGGUGCCUGCUGUUCCUGGGGAGAAGGCUGUAGAUGAUCAGACUUGCUACAUUCUUCAAACUGUACUGAAGUUUAUGGUGGUCCAGGCAUCCAGUCUGGAAUGGCACAAGAAGGACAAACAGGACUCAGGCUUCAGGUUUCUCUUUGCCCUUUUUAAGAAGUACUACCUGCCACACCUCUUUCCUUCAUUCACCAAGCUCACCAACCUCUAUAAGCCAUUGUUAGACCUCCCCCACCACCGACCGAAGCCUCUAUAUGUGCGGGUUUCACGCAACAGCGAGAGCACAUUCUGCACACGUGAUCAGUACCUAGCCCCCCGUGUAGCCUUCAUCACCUGGCUGGUCAACUUCUUCCUGGAGAAGAAGUAUGUGAGCUCAGCUACAACCAGCACUAAGAAUGGAGGAGAAGUUCUUCCCAAGAUCAUCCAGACUGUAACUGCAGGCAGUAGCAGUCAGGAGAAGAGUAGCGAGUCGGAGCCCAAUGGGCCGGCGGAGCAGGAGAAAAACCACUCGAACAGCAGCACACUGUCUGACCGCAGAGGCAGCAACUCCAGUCUGUGUAGCAUUGAGGAGGAGCACCGCUCCGUUUACGACAUGGUGCACUGCAUUCUGCUCUCUACACGAGACAACGUCAACUUUGUCAACGAGGUUUUCCACCAGGCCUUCCUGCUGCCGUCCUGUGAGGCGUCAGCCACCCGUAAGGUGAUUAAAGUGUACAGGAAAUGGAUUCUGCAGGAUAGGCCCAACUUCAUGACUGAGCCUGAAAAGACAGAUCAUGAUGAGGAGACAGAGGCGGCACAGCAACCCAUUGAGACUGACAGUACACACCACUCACAGGAGAGCCAUGGGCACAAGAGAUCAUCCAGCUGGGGGCGAACUUACUCCUUCAGCAGUGCCAUCAGCAGAGGGUGUCUGACUGAGGAACAGAACCAUGAUGUGAAAGCUGGCAUUCAGCCUACCCUACAGGUUUUCCUGACAAACUCUUCUAACGUGUUCCUGUUGGAGCCUUGUCAUGAUGUGCCCAAACUGCUUGAGAACCAAGUGGAGGUGUGCAGGGCCGUGCUCAGUAUCUACCGCCACAUGAUUAUGGAGCACAGCAUGAACCGACAGACCUGGGAACAGAUGCUGCAAGUUCUGCUGAGAAUCACUGAAGCAGUCAUGAAGAGGUCACAGGAUGACCAAAGAAAAGACGCUUUUGCCCAGAGCCUGGCUAGUGUCCUCUUCAGAACCAUCAUUGUAGCGUGGGUGCGAGCCAAUCUCAGUGUGUUCAUCUCUCGUGAGCUGUGGGACGACCUGCUGGCAGUGCUGUCCUCUCUCAGCCACUGGGAGGAGCUGGUGAUCGAGUGGGCCAGCAUCAUGGACUCCCUGACCGUCGUGCUGGCCCGUUGCGUCUAUGGCCUGGACCUCAACAACCUUCCACUUGACAAGCUCUCUGAGCAAAAAGAAAAGAAACAGCGGGGCCGAGGAGUGAUGCAGGAUUCUCAGAAAUCAUCAGUGGUAGCGAGGUCAUUCUCUCUGAGUUGGAGGAAUGCAGGAGAGCAAGCUGGCGCUCAGGAGCCCAUGCGCAUCCGCAGUGCCACCACCACCGGAGCUCCUGCUGUGGAGAAGGCUCGCAAUAACGUCCGACAGAAAGCAUCAGCUAAGCGAAGCCAGUCUAUCAGCAACUGUGUGCAUCUGUAUGAAGCUUUGCCGGCCACCAAGAGUGUGCCAAUGCUGCUGCACACUGUCAGCUCUUUCUUGCCUGGUAUCUCUCACAACUCUCAUUGCUCUCACAGACUCUCAGAUGUUGAAGAAUGUCAGUUGUCUGAAUGUGGAGGAGAAGGAGAGAUGGGAGAGGGAGACAAUCCCCUCCCUCGCAGCAGCAGCACCUCGGAUAUUACCCAGCAACUCACGGACUCCUUCCCAGGUCAAAACAGGGAGGACUCUCCAAAUGCAAGCUAUUCUGAUGGCAGAUCCUGGGUAUGUGACAACAGCUCAGUAGGCAAGAGGGAAACACCCACGAUUCUGGUGCGGCGGAGCAGCAGUCCUGGAGAUAUUGACUACCCAGGAGAGACAGGGUCUGUGAAUGCAAGGACAAAGAUCCGGGAGAAAAGCGAGAGUGUGAGCAGCGAGACCUCAAACUCCUACCUGAAUGACGCUGACGUAAAUCUCCUGACGUGGCAAGCCGUGGAGGAGGAGCAAGACUCUUCCUCUGCCAAUGACGUCAGUGUGAGCGUUAACAUGGGAAUGACCACUGAUACAGAGAGCCAGAGGAGUCUACUGCUGAGUCAGAGUGAGGCACUGGCAGGUUCUGAGUGUGUCCACUCGCUCCACUCUGCCCCUCUGUCCCCAUGUCCCCCCGUUUCUCCCACCCUGCUCCUGCCCCAGGGUUACAGUGACGGCCCUCAGCUCCUGGAGGACGCCAUGCACAUGCCUCAUGACCUGGACAGCAGCGAGUUUCUGGCUGAUGACAUCAGCAUCAUCGCCGGUGGCUGUUUGACUGGCUGGCAUGCUGACUCUGCCUUUGUACUCUGGAGGAGGAUUCUGGGCAUUCUGGGGGAUGUUAACAACAUCCGGUGCCCUCGAAUCCAUGCCAAAGUCUUCGGCUACCUGUAUGAGCUCUGGCACAAGUUGGCCAAGAUAAGAGAUAACCUGGGGAUCAAUGUGGAUAACCAGUCAGCUCUGCCCACAACACUGUUCAUUCCUCCGCUUCGAAUGUUAGCUUCCUGGCUUUUCAAGGCCACCAUGCUGCCUGCAGAGUUUAAGAGUGGGAAACUGCAGGCUUAUAGGCUGAUCUGUGAGAUGAUGACUAAACAUCAGGAUGUGCCACCCAACAGUGACUUCCUGGUACAUCUCUACCACGUCAUGCACAAGGGCUUCACUAGUGAUGAUCAGGAUGUGCUGAACACAAUGAUCAGGUGGUGCUCGCCACGAUUCUUCUUCCUUGGCAUGCCUGGCUUCACCAUGUUGGUCGGGGACUUCAUCACUGCUGCUGCUCGUGUCCUCAACUCGGACAACUCAGAGUCUCCAAGGAUUGAAGCUCAAACAGUGCUCGGCUCUCUGGUCUGCUUCCCCAACCUGUACCAGCAGAUGCCUUCACUGCAGUCUGCACCAAAAUCUCAGGAUAUUAUGGUUGGCAAAGAUGACUUGAAGGACUACCUUGUAAACAUCCUGCUGAAGACAGCACGUAAUGAGCCAAGUGAAGGAGCCAGGUGUGUUGCUAUCUGCAGUCUGGGGCUCUGGGUGUGUGAGGAGCUGGGGCAACAGAAGAUACACCAUCAAGUAAAUGAUGCCAUUAAUGUGCUUGGUGUCACUUUAAAGUUUGGCAAUAAGGUUGUGGCUCAUGUAGCCUGCGACAUCUUCCAGCUGUUGAUCUGUCACUGGCAGCACCUGCAGAAACUGGAGCAGUCCCUUCCUAAAAGAAUAAUUGAAAUCUUUGUAGCAACGAUAGCAUUCCUUCUGCCCAGUGCCGAGCACUCUACAGUCGAGGCAGAUAAAAAGUUAAUGGUAUCCUUGCUGCUCUGCUUGCUUGACUGGUGCAUGACCGUCCCUCUGUCCAUCUUACUGGAGCCCAUCACCAUGCCUAUGCUGGAUGACCCUGCCUCUCACAAAACACCCCUGUUGGACUACAUAUACAGGGUGCUCCACUGUUGUGUAUCCGGCUCUAACCUGCACACACAGCAGAGCCACUACCUCCUGAGUCUGGCAGAUCUGUCUACAGACUAUGACCCCUUCCUGACACUAGGCCAGGUCAAGAACUCUGAGCCACCACCUAUGCACAACAGCACAGGGGAAUUUGGCAACCUUCUCACAGUGGCUGAGGAAAAGAAAAGAAGGAACAUGGAGUUGAUUCCUCUGACAGCUAGAAUGAUAAUGACGCACCUCGUCAACCAUUUGGGCCACCAACCCCUCAGCGGCGGCCCUGCACUACUGCACAGCAUGGUUAACGAAAACCAUGACAACCCUUACGUGGAGUCGUCUGAACUGUCCUCAGAGGUCUUCAAGAGCCCCAACCUGCAGCUCUUUGUUUUCAACGAAAGCACACUCGUGUCUUACCUGCAGAUUCCCUCUGAUCCCAUGUCUCUCUCUAGCACAAACUCCAAAGAGAACUCAUCUGAGGUGCGAGUGAUUGUGCGGGACAUCUCUGGGAAGUACUCAUGGGAUGGCAGUGUUCUUUACAAGACUUUAGACAGGACGAACUUGCACUGUAGCAGCACUGGGGAUGAGCCUUCACACCACCACACUAACUAUUCAUCCGCUUCCUCCAAGCAGACCUCAUCUCAUGCGAGUAGAUGCUCAUCAGAGCUGGAGGUUGAGGAUAGUGUGGAUGUGUUGGACCAGCUUCUGGAGGAAUUGGGCCACAGCAGUCCUGAGUGCCUGCCUCAGCCUCAGCAGAGACUCACACAACCAGCUCCAGCACCCGUGGGUAUGACCGCAGACAUGGAGGGUGCCAUCAUGGAGGCCAUUCACAGACAAGCACAGCAGGAAGAGGAGGAGCUCACCUGCAGACGAAAUGAAGAUCCGAGUGUGAAAGCUGCCAGUCAAAGAGAGCCCAUUCACCAGGAGCCCAAAGCACCGUUCUAUUUCUGCCGCCUUCUGCUCAAUGAGCUUGGCAUGAACUCCUGGGACCGCAGAAAAAGCUUUCAUCUCCUGAAGAAGAACUCAAAGCUCUUAAGAGAACUGAAGAAUUUGGAUUCGAGGCAGUGUCGAGAGACGCACAAAAUUGCUGUGUUCUAUAUUGGUGAAGGCCAGGAGGAUAAGUGCUCUAUAUUGUCCAAUACUGAGGGCAGCCAAGCGUACGAGGACUUUGUCUCUGGACUUGGAUGGGAGGUGGACCUGGCUACUCACUGUGGGUUCAUGGGAGGUUUGCAGAGGAACGGCAGCACGGGAAACACUGCGCCGUACUACGCUACCUCAAACGUGGAGGUCAUCUUUCACGUGUCCACUCGUAUGCCCUCUGACUCAGAUGACUCUAUCACUAAAAAGCUUCGUCAUCUGGGAAACGAUGAAGUGCACAUUGUGUGGUCAGAGCACACGCGGGACUACCGGCGGGGCAUCAUCCCUACUGACUUUGGAGACGUGCUCAUCAUCAUCUACCCCAUGAAGAACCACAUGUUCUUUAUUCAGAUCAUGAAGAAACCACAGGUCCCUUUCUUUGGCCCUCUGUUUGAUGGAGCAAUAGUUACAGGGACACUGCUGCCAAGUCUCGUACGGUCCACAUGCAUCAACGCCAGCAGAGCAGUGAAGUCUCGACUGACGCUCUACCAGAGCUUCUAUGAGGAGCGGGCUCUCUAUCUGGAGGCCAUCAUUCUGAACCACAAGGAAAACCUGACCUUUGAGGAUUUUGCUGCCCAGGUCUUCUCACCCUCCCCCACCUACUACCCAAUGAGUGGGACAGGCUCCCUCACUGGCAGCACGAGUGCUGAACUAAGUGUUACUGUGACGACCAGCGAGUCCACCGAGCAAGCUUCACCCACCAUGCCACGCGCCUCCAAGAACCGGGUUUCAGGAAAACUCCGGCGCUCGGCCAGCGCCAUCAGCAAGUCCUCCAACUGAGCUCCUCUUUUAACAAAUAAGCACUCAUCAACCCUCUUCAGACUGCGGAGAACUUAAAACUGUGCUGUGUGUGUGUGUGUGUGUGCGCGCAUGUGUGUAUGCCUGAGAGUAGUCUUCUUCUUGUCACUUCUAACUGGAUUUUUUUGAUUGUUUAGUUUCGGUAGCACUGGGAGAUGAGACAAUGUCACAUUAGUGCAAUGCUUCUCUAAGGUUGAGUUCUCACACCGAGUGGCAUCUGUGUGUGGCGUCCCUUUUUUUGCUGGAGUAAGUGUAGACAUCUAUGAAUGUUGACUCUAAUGCACAUAACGUAAACUUCCAAAAAGAGGUGUGUAACAUCAUUGCUCUGAAACAUGUUGAACUGUGGAACAUGAAUAUAGAAACAGAUUUCUUCACUGACUCUAACAUAGGCAACAAAGCAGCCUUUUCACAAAACUUCUGUGAUGUCACCUUAGACAAUACCAUAUGUGAAUCUCCUUUACCCCGAAGCUCCUAAUGUCUUAAACACUGAAAGGUUAAGAAAUUACAAAGCCAUUAAGAGGAGGGUAGUGAAUGUGUGCAGACCACUUUUGUCUUUUGUGGUUCUCCACUGACCAUUCACUCCUUUUCUUUAGAAAGAAAAAAGGGACAUUGUCAUAGGUGUUUAAAAGCAGUUUGUCAUGUUAAAGAGGUCCUUUAUAAGAGCUACAUCAAAUUUUCAUAUCUCAAGUUUCAAACUUGCAUUAUUCUUUUGUGAAAAUAGCCUACUUUAUCAGAGUGGACAGCCUGUGUGGUCUUUUUAAGAUGGGCUGACUUGGAAAGGCUGUUUUUUGUUUGUGCUAUCAUUUACUUUUUAAAUUAUUGGUAUAACAGUUUUAUGUCUGAUUUAUGUAAUCAUGCUGGUCUGCAACUAUAAUUGUGUUUGUAUAUGUGUAUUUGUUCUAAUGACUCUGUUCAUAAUCUAUAAAUUAAGUCCUGUUUUGGUCUUGUAAUGCUACUAUGACAUUCCAAUAUUUCAUACAGGGGUGUUAUUGCACUCACAUGUGGUGUUUCUUUCUUUCUUUCUAUAAUUCUUGGAUGUACAUAUUUUUGAAUUUUUAUUUGCUAUGUUUUUUGUUUCAUAUUGUAUAUACAGCAUAAUAUCCUCCAUCAGAAUUAUGCUCUGUUCCUGACCACAUGCUAAAUUGCCACCGGAGCCUCAGGUGAAUCUUCACUCCAUGUACUGGUGUGUGUGUGUGAGUGUGUGAGUGCAUGUGUGUGCAUGUGUAUGUGUGCAUUUGUGUGUGUUGAGGGGUGGGAUUCGGACAACUUUUGAAAGCUAACAGUGCCUGUGUAAUACCUGUUCAUAUUUCUGCUCCCUACAAGCUGCGAUCAGUCGCUCUUCCUCACCUCUCUGUUCUGACACCUUUUGUCUUUCCUGUUUUGGAAGAAGUUGCUGAGUGUAACUCUUCUCUAUAGCUGCAGAGCAGAGGGUUUCGGGGAUAAUCCCAUACAUUUCACUGCUUUGUAAGAGCUGCUUUCUUCUGAUUGGCUUCUGAAUGGCAGUCCUCCUCCACCUGCUCCACUUCAUUCCCCUGUGCCACUCUGAGUCGCCUUUACCAUACCAGCAGGGAAAUAGGACACAUGGCAGCACCUCUUUCUCUCCCACACACACACACACUCUUUCCUUUCUUUCUUUCCACACCCCCAAAAAUCCUCCCUCUCUCUAUAGCAGGCGGCAACCUGGUGCUGCCAACUCCAUGACACCUACCCUCUGUUCCCCUAGUGCCCUAGCCGAGUUGCCAUGGAGGCCAGGUGUUACACACUCUGUAAGCCCCGCCCAAGCUGCAGCAGGACACAUGCUGCACGACUUUGCCUUACCUGUACACCUUUCUAUUGUGUUUGUGUUACCCUCUUGUACUGAUACUUUUUUUUGUCCUACACGCACUGAUAAGGAACAUAGGAGAUCUUUAAUCUUGAAUGAAGAAUACUGAGGAAUGUAUACAAACCACAGCCCUAUUCCAAGUCACAAACACAAACCCGGCCAUUUGAAGUUUCUCUGAACUAUGAGCGCUGCCUCGUGUGAUCAGCCUUAUAGUGCACACACUAUUUCCUGUAGGUUGGUAUGGUUACUAUGUAGGUUUCACUGGUGUUUGGUUUUAAGGUGCUGAUGUGGUUUGUGCCAGGGAUCUGUCCUACUGCAACUGGCCUAAUUUAAGUGAAGUGUCAUCUGUGUUUAUGCUACAUUUAGUUGUUGUUCUUGUACAUUGUGUCCUUUGUGAGGGCUCCAAAUCCUGAAGGAUAUAAAUAUAUUAAUGCCUGUAAUAUAAUCUUUGUAAAAGACAUUGAAAAAAAAUCUUGAAGAUUUCAUCAUGACUUGUUAACAUAUCAGACUGUUUUUAAUGGAAAAAUAAUCAUUCUAUCUUUACUAGGAAAGUGAAAUCAGAACAUUUCAUUAAAUCAGAAUGAGAUUUACAAA
Messenger RNA from Pangasianodon hypophthalmus (striped catfish), 8685 nucleotides. It is a transcript of the gene ralgapa2, whose product is annotated as Ral GTPase activating protein catalytic subunit alpha 2. The record is from RefSeq and is a predicted model, not a curated record. Gene Ontology annotation, biological process: positive regulation of GTPase activity; regulation of small GTPase mediated signal transduction. The coding region runs from base 138 to 6251 and encodes 2037 amino acids. Gene Ontology annotation, molecular function: GTPase activator activity. The transcript has 41 exons. Lineage: Eukaryota; Metazoa; Chordata; Actinopteri; Siluriformes; Pangasiidae. Gene Ontology annotation, cellular component: nucleus; cytoplasm.